Messenger RNA from Zygosaccharomyces rouxii, 1131 nucleotides. RefSeq names its product Nop13p (gene NOP13). Gene Ontology annotation, molecular function: RNA binding. The transcript has a single exon. NCBI's taxonomy places the organism in Eukaryota, Fungi, Ascomycota, Saccharomycetes, Saccharomycetales, Saccharomycetaceae. The coding region runs from base 1 to 1131 and encodes 376 amino acids. The record is from RefSeq and is a predicted model, not a curated record.
AUGACUGAAGAGACUAAACCUGCUAAUGAAGAGCAAUUACAACAAGCUUUACAAGACCCAACUAAGAAGAGAAAGGCAGAAGAUGAAAUUGAAAUUGAUUUAGAAAGAUCAGUACCACUUUCCAAAAAGCAAAAACGUUUAUUGAGAAGGGGUAAAGUUACUAUUGAAGAACUUAAUGCUAAAUAUAAUCUUGAUCCAGCAUCUGUGGAACAAUACAAGAAAGAAUCUAGUGAGGCUGAUAAAGAAUCAACCGGGCCUGAUGAAGAGGAAGGAAAAACAGAUCCUAAGAAGAAAGAGAAGGGCUAUGGUGUUUGGAUUGGUAACCUAUCGUUUGACACUAGUAAAGAAGAUAUAACAAGAUUUUUGGUAGCAAAAACAAGAGAGUUAGAAGAGUCAGAUCAAAUUUCUGAAAAUGCUAUUCUAAGAAUACAUAUGCCAUUCGCACAGAACGAUGGUAAGAAAAUCAAGAACAAGGGCUUUUGUUAUGUGGAUUUCAAGACUAUAGAACAGAUGGAAUCUGCUGUUAAAUUGAGUGAAUCUCAAUUGAACGGUAGAAAUUUACUCAUUAAGAAUUCUAAAAAUUUUGAGGGUAGACCGGAUAAAGAUGAUUUAGUUGCAGCUUCAAAAAAUCCACCUUCCAGAAUUCUAUUUGUCGGUAAUUUAUCCUUUGAUACUAGCGAUGAUUUACUGAGGAAACAUUUCCAACAUUGUGGUGACAUUAUUAAAGUUCGUAUGGCUACUUUCCAAGACAGCGGUAAAUGUAAAGGGUUUGCAUUUGUAGAUUUUAAAGAAGAACAGGGUGCAACCAAUGCCCUCAAGGAUAAAAGCUGCCGUAAGAUUGCUGGUAGAUCAAUUAGAAUGGAAUACGGUGAAGAUAGAAGUAAAAGACAAGUUAGAAGAAAACCCGAAUCAUCCUCAUCAUCGUCUACUGAAAAACCAUUUGAUUUACCUAAUCAAGUACAUUCGAACGAUGCUUCAAAUUCUGAAGAGAGAAAGCCUACAAGGAAACCUUUCACAAAGAGACCUGUAGAUUCCAAUCAUCGUCCUAAGAGUAGUGUUGCUUUAGCAUCCGCACAAAGAGCAUCAAGUGCUAUCGUCCCUUCAGAAGGGAAAAAAGUAACAUUCGAUUGA